Messenger RNA from Cooperia oncophora, 1371 nucleotides. NCBI's taxonomy places the organism in Eukaryota, Metazoa, Nematoda, Chromadorea, Rhabditida, Trichostrongylidae. The record is from the annotation of a GenBank genome assembly.
AUGUCAUGGCUUGAAUUUACUUGUUCAGGUUCCUACUCCGGUGAGAUCGAUCAUACUGGUUUUCUUUCGGACAAUAUAGGGUCCCUGUUUUUGAAUCCAAACUUCUCUGAUGUAAUAUUUGCGGUUGACGGAGAGAAAUUUCCUGCUCAUAAAGUUCUUUUGGCUGCUCGUAGUGACUACUUCAGGCAAGAAAUAGCUAUGCUUUAUGGAGGAAUGAAAGAAAGUGAUGAAGGCGAAAUCGUUCUCGAGGAGACUAACGUAUUUGCAUUUCGUAUUCUUUUGAGGUAUAUUUAUACCGCUAAGCUUACCUUGCUUGAGUAUAAGGAAGAACAAAUUAUGGAUAUUCUCGGUCUCGCUCAUAAAUACGGUUUCGUGAAGCUUCAAAAUGCAAUCGCCGACUAUUUAAAGGGCUUUCUGCAAUUAUCAAUCAAUGCAGUGACGCAACUAAUAGCUCGCGAUUCAUUUUGCGCUUCUGAAAUCGAUAUCUUCUGUGCGAUACGCGAAUGGGUGAAGGCACGGCCAGAAAUGCAGGCGGCUGCUGUAGAGAUGCUUAUGAAAUGUCUACGACUUUCACUUAUCAGCCAGAGAGACCUUCUGAACAUAGUGAGGCCAUCGGGUCUUUUCGCACCUGAUACAAUUUUAGAUGCUAUUGAGGAACAGGACAAGAAACGCACUACUGAUCUUACUUAUCGUGGUUUCUUGACCCCUAAUACGAACAUUGCUACUGCUCAGUUGGGUGCUGUGGUUAUCGCUGGUGAAGCUCCGAACGUGCUUUUGAGUGAAGCAGGAGGUAUUCCCCAAGAUGGAGAUCGUGGACUAACUCGGCAUGCUAUUGGUGAUGAGGAAGGGAUAAUUGUACAACUGGGUCGUCCUUACAUAAUUAACAAAAUAGUGCUCCAGCUGUUUGAUCGCGAAACCAGAAUGUACUCGUAUUAUGUUGAGGUUAGUGUGGAUCGCCGUGACUGGGUACGUGUAAUCGACCACACGAAGUAUCUGUGCCGUUCUCGGCAGACGCUGUACUUUUACUCACGUGUUGUUAGGUAUAUCCGCGUUGUGGGCACUCAUAACUCGCAGUCGAAUCGAAUGUUCCACUUAGUGAGUUUGGAAGCAUUGAACUCAUCAGAUGAGUUUGCAAUCGACCCCAAGACUACUCUGCUGAUUCCUUCUACCAAUGUGGCCACCAUUGAAAACAAUGCGUUAGUCAUAGAAGGAGUAUCAAGGUGUAGAAACGCCCUCCUAAACGGGCAGAAUUCCGACUACGAUUGGGAUAAUGGUUACACGUGUCAUCAGCUGAAUAGUGGAGCCAUCACUAUUCAGUUGCCACAACCAUACCUGAUAAGUACAAUGAGGUAUCGUUUAUACUUGUUAUGA